AUGCCUUUCCUUCAUUGUUCGAAAAAAAUUAUCACUAGAUCUCAGUUAAUUGAAGAAAAAUCUAGCCGAAACGGUUGGAGAUGUAAAAUAUUUCGUCCCACGGGGGGGUAUUAUAAAGGAAAUUGGAAACGAAAUAAACAUUGCGGAAAAGGUGUACAAUUUUUACCAUCUGGUUUUCAGUAUGAAGGAGACUGGAUAAAUAACAAUAAACAUGGUUUUGGCGUUUUAAGUAAAUACAAUAGUUACGAUAAAAUAUUUAACCUUGUUUAUAUCGGGGAUUAUCAGAAAAACCAAAAGCAUGGACGUGGUAUUCAUCACUAUGAUGACGGUACUUUAUAUGAGGGAGAAUUUAAAUAUAAUAAAAGACACGGGUUCGGAAAGUGCUGGUAUGGCGAUGGUUCCUAUUAUGAGGGUUAUUGGCGUAGAGAUUUACAAGAUGAUUAUGGAUUUUUUGUAGAGGAAUGGUCUCAGGGUAAAAAAGAUGGCUAUGGUGAAUAUUAUCAUUUGUCUACUGGACAAAAGCAAACAGGUUAUUGGGAAAACAAUAUAUGUAUUACUAGUUUGAUGGAAGACAUUAAAUACCGCCAGUCAGUCAUUUACCCUACUCCUUAUUUCAUUCCAAAAUGUGAAUUAUACUCAAAAGUUCCAGUUUUAUUAUCACUUCAAAGAGCAUAUGAAAUUAUAGAAGAUCAUCAUAAAAAUUGUAUUUAUCACACAACAUGCCAUAAAGAUAAAUUGGAGUGUAUUAGGUAA
Messenger RNA from Pediculus humanus corporis (human body louse), 753 nucleotides. RefSeq names its product MORN repeat-containing protein, putative. The record is from RefSeq and is a predicted model, not a curated record. NCBI's taxonomy places the organism in Eukaryota, Metazoa, Arthropoda, Insecta, Psocodea, Pediculidae. The transcript is spliced from 3 exons. Bases 1 to 753 code for a protein of 250 amino acids.